CAACCUAGCGUCGUCUGCGAGCUGGGUACAUGUCAUAACAGAUCGUAGCCCACCAUCAUGUCCAACACAUCCAACCUGACCCUACCGGCGCUGUACGCCCGAGCGCUCCGCUCGCUCCUCCCCAUUUUCAACGACGACGUUUCGACCUCGCUACCCUCUACCCAACAGACACUGCAAGAUGCUCUUACCGACCUCGACCUGGUCAUCAGGAUGUCUAGCACAUUGGGAGUUUUCAGUGAUAACGAAUCCAUGGAUGAUGUGGGUGACGCAGAGCUCUCGUUGAUGGCCGUCGAGUGGAUCAAGGGGGAGGUGUUGGGCAGAGUGAACGGGGAUGGCCUCAAGGAGCGGUUGAAGAUGCUCAAAUCGAGUCAGAACUCGUACGAAUCCUUUCUCUUCCUACUCGAAUCAUAUUCAUUUCCGACACCGCCUGGCUUCACCUACCCCUCCGACCCAUCUUCCUCUUCGUCCUCGUCAAGGUAUAGCCCUUCCGAUCCUGCCGCUCGGAGAGACGCCAAGAUCAAGCAAUACCGUCUAGAGAAAGAAUGGAAGGAGAAAGUCUCGGCUGGUCUUCCUGGCGUAGAUGUCAGCUCAUCCCCCUUGGCAGGUAUUCUAGCGUUAAUGGAGGAAACGCAGGAAGAAAGUGGUGGUGACUCUUCUACCGGGGCAGAUGGGAUCGAGAAGGCGACGUCGAGGUUGAACAUUUCGAACAAUGCCAGCAGUAGCACCAGCGUCAACCCAGACUCGAACGCCCACAUCCGCCAAGCGUCCCUCUCCCUCCUCACGCUACUCCUCAUUCAGACUUCUUCACAACUAUCGUCCAUCUCCCAAGAAACAUCCCUCUUGGAAUCCGCAAGCAUGUCGGCGCAGAUCAUCGAAGAGGACCAACAGCGGGAACGUGACGAGCGGGAGCGGGCUAGGCGGAAACAAGAGGGAGAGAGGGUCGGGUUGAGGGAAGAGGAGAGGUGGAGGUUAGAUAUGGAUCUCGUCAGACGGAAAGAGAGGGGGAGGGUGGCGACGCUCAUUGACGAUCGAGGCAAGCCCACUCAACCGUUCACGAUCCUCCCUUCGGCAGGCCUGCAGGACCUAUCCGAUCGAGCCAGAUUGGAGGCCGAGGUAUACAGGUCGCCCCAUCGACUACCGACGAUGACGAUCGACGAGUACUUGGAGGAAGAGAGGAGACGAGGGAACAUCUUGAGCGGUGGCGGGGCCGCCUCGGAGAACGCCCCGACAUCCACCGAAGUCUUGCAACUAGCUUCAGAACAGGAUGGGACAUAUGAUGGCGAAGAAAAGGAGGAACAAAAGCGGAAAAAGGAAGAAGAUUGGGCGGUCUACACCGAGAUCAACAAGAAGGGGGCCGGAAAUACCAUGAAUCGAGGUUGAUGUGUUGCGUAGAGUACAGAGUGAGGAGUGGGGGGAGGCGGAGAAGGCAGGCGGUUUAUAUACUAAUGGAGCGAGGCGCGACGCAGCCGUUUUACGGGACAAUUCUAAGCUCAUAAUGGGCAAUGCAUAUACCAUACAUACGACACACAAU
Filobasidium floriforme is the source of this 1531-nucleotide messenger RNA. RefSeq lists its product as uncharacterized. The coding region runs from base 58 to 1380 and encodes 440 amino acids. Lineage: Eukaryota; Fungi; Basidiomycota; Tremellomycetes; Filobasidiales; Filobasidiaceae. Gene Ontology annotation, biological process: regulation of dephosphorylation; regulation of signal transduction. Gene Ontology annotation, cellular component: cytosol. The transcript has 4 exons. The record is from RefSeq and is a predicted model, not a curated record. Gene Ontology annotation, molecular function: protein phosphatase 2A binding.